AUGGGGUCAAAUGGAGAUUUCGACGCUAACUUGAACUGCCUUGGUACUGGAGACCCUGUUUUGGACAAGGCGAUUAACCAGUGGAUCACCUGGGAUAAGAAUCCUUUGACAAGAGCUCAGAUCGAGGGUUUGGUGCAAGAUGGGUGCGUGGAGGACCUCAGACGAAGGCUAUGUUCUAGAAUGUCUUUUGGAACCGCGGGGCUGAGGGCGGCCAUGGGGGCAGGGUUCUCCCGCAUCAAUGACCUCACGGUGAUCCAGUCCACUCAGGGCAUGUACAAAUACCUAGCCAAAUGUUUCUCUGACCUGGGAAGCAGAGGAGUGGUGGUUGGCUAUGACACGCGUGGACAAGCGACCAGUGGAUGUACCAGUGAAAGGCUCGCAAGGUUGACCGCAGCUGUCUUGCUUAGUAAAGAUAUUCCUGUUUACCUCUUUUCUACAUAUGUACCCACCCCAUUUGUGCCGUAUGCUGUGAAGAAGCUGGAGGCUGCUGCAGGAGUGAUGAUUACGGCUUCUCAUAACCGUAAAGAGGACAAUGGAUACAAGGUUUAUUGGCAGAAUGGAGCUCAGAUAUCCUCUCCGCACGAUAAGGAGAUCCUCCGGUGUAUCGAGGAGAGCACGGAGCCUUGGCCGGACUCCUGGAACGAGAGCCUGGUGGAAAGCAGCCCCCUACGCAGAGACCCGUUAGGGGACGUCAGCUGCUGGUACAUGGAGGAGCUGAGGACUGUGUGUUUCCACAGAGAACUGAAUGCAAAUUCUCCCCUGAGGUUUGUGCAUUCGUCAUUUCAUGGAGUUGGACACGGCUACGUCCAGCAGGCGUUCAAAGCCUUUGGGUUUCCCCCUCCUAUCCCUGUCCCCGAACAGCAGGAUCCAGAUCCAGAUUUUUCCACAGUCAGCUGUCCAAACCCUGAAGAAGGGGAGUCUGUCUUGGAGCUUUCCCUUCGCCUUGCCGAGAGAGAGGGUGCCAGGGUUGUCUUGGCAACAGACCCCGAUGCUGACCGUUUGGCGGUUGCCGAGCAGUGUUCAAUGUGCGGUUGGAAGGUUUUCACAGGUAACGAGCUGGCUGCUCUGCUAGGCUGGUGGAUGCUCUUUAACUGGAAGGAAUCUCACCCUGACCCAGCAGACACUAAAAGAAUGUACAUGUUGGCUACCACAGUCUCCUCCAAAAUCCUCAGCGCAUUUGCACGGAUCGAGGGCUUUCACUUUGAGGAAACAUUGCCAGGCUUCAAAUGGAUCGGCAACAAAAUUCACGAGUUGACAAAAACAGGAAAUGAGGUUAUAUUCUCCUUUGAGGAGUCCAUUGGCUUUCUGUGUGGAACUAUGCUGCCUGAUAAGGACGGAGUCAGUGCUGCAGUUGUCGUGGCAGAAAUGGCUGCAUACCUAAACAACCAAAACCUUACCCUCAACCAGCAACUUGAACACAUCUAUGAAAUCUAUGGCUACCACAUCUCCAAAACCUCGUACGUCAUCUGCAAUGACCCGCCCACGGUCAAGAGAAUAUUUAGUCGUCUGCGCAACUUUGAAGGAGAAAACGUCUAUCCGAAGUCGUGCAGUGGAUACUGCAUCACUCACAUCAGAGACGUGACCACGGGAUACGACAGCAGCCAGCCUGAUAAAAAAUGUGUAUUGCCUGUGUCAAGAAGUAGUCAGAUGAUCACCUUCACAUUUCAGAAUGGCAUUGUUGCGACACUUAGGACGAGUGGCACAGAGCCCAAAAUCAAGUAUUACACGGAGUUCUGUGCACCCCCAGGAAAGAGUGACAUCUCAACUCUCGAGGAGGAGCUUAAGAAAGUGUCAAACGCCCUUGUUGAGGAGUUUUUGGAACCGGAAAAGAACAAUCUCAUUCGACGGUCCUUGUAG
This is a messenger RNA of Chanos chanos (milkfish), 1857 nucleotides long. RefSeq names its product phosphoglucomutase 2-like 1 (gene pgm2l1). The coding region runs from base 1 to 1857 and encodes 618 amino acids. Gene Ontology annotation, molecular function: intramolecular phosphotransferase activity; glucose-1,6-bisphosphate synthase activity. Gene Ontology annotation, cellular component: nucleus. The transcript is spliced from 14 exons. The record is from RefSeq and is a predicted model, not a curated record. Lineage: Eukaryota; Metazoa; Chordata; Actinopteri; Gonorynchiformes; Chanidae. Gene Ontology annotation, biological process: carbohydrate metabolic process.